Austrofundulus limnaeus is the source of this 5052-nucleotide messenger RNA. RefSeq names its product zinc finger CCCH-type containing 11A (gene zc3h11a). Gene Ontology annotation, biological process: poly(A)+ mRNA export from nucleus. Bases 1809 to 4355 code for a protein of 848 amino acids. The transcript is spliced from 16 exons. NCBI's taxonomy places the organism in Eukaryota, Metazoa, Chordata, Actinopteri, Cyprinodontiformes, Rivulidae. Gene Ontology annotation, molecular function: metal ion binding. The record is from RefSeq and is a predicted model, not a curated record.
AGUCAUUUUGUUUUAGUCGGCGCGGCUUCGAGAAUCAACGCUYUGGGACGUCGUCUGUAUUUCUAAAACGUAAAAUUUUAUUAUUCAGUUGAAGUUUAGUAGAUGGAGUUGUAUUUGAAGUGUAUGUCCUGAGUGUGUUGCAUUUUAUUGCGUUACACCAMGGAGGUGAAUACCGCAGUCAUUUCUUCGCAAACAGCCAUCUUACUGUAACCAGAAAGUCUCGGCCUGUAGCAUUAUGCUAAACUAGCUGCUAACUCCUGUAAAGUAUCCACACCCCUUUGGUUUGUUUGAUUGUGUUUUUAAGGUUCAGAUUCGUCAGAUAGCUGAWGUAUUAUUUUCCAGUCGGUAUAGGUUUGUAUUUUUGUACAUUUUUCACCACUGGGAAUCACUAGUACUUUUUGUUCCAGCUAGCUGUGAAGCUACAGUAAGUAUGUGAUUGUUUUCUUCAUGGCCUUUGUUUUAAACAAAUAAUCUCCAUUCAGGAUCAGAUACUGUCGGAAACAGGAAGUUUAUUAUUUUGAAUAGCUGCUUCCUUUGUUUCUAUCAGUUUUUAAUAAUUUUAGAGGGGAUCAUUUUUAGGCCUCAGUAUUUUUAUUAUUUGGAUUCACAGAUUUAAGGAUCCUAAAACAACCAACAUGAAAACUGGAGUGUUUCCAGUCAGUCUUCACUAUAACAACCAUAAAGUGUCUGUGUUUAAGAACCAGCCUAAACCUGGACCUCCAAACAUUUUAUUUGGGAUCAGAUAGGAUAGGUACAAUAUAUGAAUAAUAUAUUUAGCAAAGUAAAAGAGUUUGUUGCAUAGGUCUGUUGUAUACAGAUGUACUUGCUAAGUGAUGGUUUAGCUGGUUUGGCUCCACAUCAACAAUCAUGAUCUGUAUUUAUGAGACAUGAGUUGAUCAACAAUUAUUCUGCAGCCAUGUUUUAUGAAUUUUUGGAUACAUUUUCUCCAGACUGUAAGGCCAGUUAUGGGCAGAAAUUGGAGGUUUGUGGCUUGAAAACAUACAGAUACAGACUUCCAGUGACAGCCCAGUACAGAACAUAACUGGACUGUGAGGCUGCACAACAUGCAUAUAGAGAUAUUUUCAGAUAAAAUGAAAAUUGAGAAAAUGAAUGUCUGGUUUUUAACAUGUUGAAAUGGUAUGUUCGUCUGUGUAUUAACCCAUUUUCAGUCUCCGGGGAGUGUUUUUCAUUGAUCUGUAGGUUUAAAACCACGCUCCCUGYCUUCUCUGGGAACCCCUGGACAUGGAUAGUUUGUCCAUAUGAGAAGGCUUUGGCAGAAGAUUUUUUUUUUACUCUUCAGCAUUGUUAAACAACAGCUGAAAACCACUAGAAGCCCAGAUACCCUGCCCCGUUUUUCCCUCACUGCCAGCUAACACCCAAACGUCACCAAGUCCUUGAAGAAGAUGAAGAUUUUUUUCUCACCCUUUGGCUCUUCAGUUUAAGCUUUUUUAUUUUUUUCUUGUCUGGCUGAUUAUCUUUCCCAGUUAAUUAGUUUUAUUAUUCAUAUCAGUUAAUUAAAAAAAAAAACAAGAACAAAGGACUAUUGCAUCCAAUAUGGGUAUUAUAGCAGUCCACCGGAGAUAAAGAUGUCUCAGAGGGUCUCUGAAAAAGACCACUUUCUUUGGGCGACCCACCCCACUUUUCCUCUUGUCUCAUGGAUGAAGUGUUCCUUCAGGACUCCAUACUCUCGAGGAGAAACCCCACCAGCUGUGAGGGAGACACCUUCUUAUCCACCUCAGGGUGAGUCCUGUUGUCCCUGAAGACGACCAGCUGACAGGUCACUUCCAUCAUUUAAUCCACAACCAGCUAUGACCGACCAUGGAGAUGACUGCUACUUCUAUUACUACUCUACCUGCUCUAAGGGUGACAGCUGUCCAUUCAGACACUGUGAGGCAGCCAGGGGCAAUGAGACCGUCUGYAACCUCUGGCAGGAGGGAUGCUGCUUCCGCUCAGUCUGCAAGUUUCGCCACAUGGAGAUCACAAAAAACAGAAAGGAGAUCCCGUGUUACUGGGAGAACCAACCGGCUGGCUGCCAGAAGCCACAUUGUGCUUUUUUUCAUGAGAAGCCCCGCUACAUUGAAGGCGUCUUUGUCCCACCCAGUAAAAGUGUCAUUCUUCCAGGUCAGAGCAUAAAGGAGGAGGUCCAACAUGAGGAACCAGUUCUCCCAUCAACUCCUCCUCUGACCACCACAGCCAACCCUCAGCUCAGAGGAGUCAUCAAGACAGAAGCUCAGGAACCGGUGCCCAGCCCAACGCACCCACCUGUUGUCAUUAAUCCAGCUGAUGAUGAUGAGGAUGAAGAUGAUCAGUUCUCAGAGGAAGGAGAGGAAAACAAGACUGGUCCUUCACCAAAGAAGAUUCCCAAAUCAGGUGGUUCACUGAAUUUUGGGGUUAGCACAUUGGAGGAGAUCCGUCUCAGGAAGGCUUUAAAGGCCAGUAUGAAAAAAGCUGGUUACCCCAUCCAGAGUGCUGAAACGUCUGCCACCAGAGAGAAGGAAAACAUCGGCUUAUUUUAUCGAACAACAUUCUCAGAGUCCACAGGCUCUCUGGAUGUGGAAGAAGCUCCAAAAGUGAGGGUCAGCGUGGCUGCGAGGCUUGGAAGAAAGAUUCCCAGCACUGAUCUUAAAAACGGAGAGAAGGUUCCACUGAAGAGACGUCUGGGCAGGGCGGUGGGUGAAGAACCGUCAUCACUUCCUCCUCAGAAAGCUUUGAAAGCUGUAAARGAAAGACUUGGAUUGUCUGCUGGUCUAGUUUCAGUCACUCAGACCGCUGAGGCUGACGAGGCUCCAAAAGCUCCUGAACAGAUCCGCAUCAAAACUCUGGAGGAGAUCAAACUAGAGAAGGCAGCCAAGUCUCAGGACCAGAAGGAUUCCUCUUCAGUUGUUGCUCCAGACACCUCCAAAACUGAUCCAAGUAAAGCCACCAAGUUUACMAAACGAAUCAUCACUGUGAAAGUCGGAGAGAGCUUGUCAGAGAGUCUUCGGCCCAAAAGGAAACAGCAGGAUGAACAAGAGAAGCAGCCCAGCACGAAGAAGCCUGAGCAGACGGUGGAGAAAGCUCCAGGCAAGAACCAGGAGGAGCCAGACCCUGCUUCUGCCCCCAAAGAUGUGGAAAAAGUUAGGGUCAAGACCCUGGAAGAGAUCCGUAGAGAGAAGGCAGCUAGAAUGCAGGCUCAGCAGGACGCACCGUCUGAAACCAAGACCAGCAACGAUCCUGAAAAUGUUCCCAAGAUACGACGUCUUCUGUGCAUCAAGAAGCUACCGGCCCAAAAUAACGACACACCAGAGAAAAGUGUUGAUGGGACAGAGAACAAAGGUUCAGCAGCUGCGCCUCAGACCAGCAACAGCAUCAAGGUCAAGAGCUUUGAGGAGAUCAUGAGGGAGAAGCGCCUUCGAAAACAGGAAACAGGCGAGCAGCUUCUGCCCUCAGCUGAAGCCUCUCAGAACCAGACCGCCUCUGGAAUCCUAAAGAGAAAAGUUCCUGCUAAAAGCAGCCCAGCAUCACCAGAACCUUCUGUGACCUCCUCUACAGCAGCCCCGAAAAUGAGUAAACUCACCUCACCUCAGAUCAGGACCGCUUCACCUGAUACAACAGCUGAGGCCUCAGUCCCCGAGGGCCCGGGUUCUCCUCCUCACCCAGAGUCCCAGAGCAGCUCCAGGGAGGUUCCAGACAGGAACACCUCCACCCCCACACCACAGUCCUCAGCCAGACUGAGCCGAGCAGCUCAGCAGGCUGCUGAAGUCCCAGCUGGUGACAGACCACAGCAGACCAGAACCACACAACAGCCUGAAGUCUCCAAAGUGAGGCCCAAACUGAACGUGAGACCGUCUGUGGUGAAACCUGCCGUGCAGGUGAAGCCCGGCGCCAAGAAGAGAGGCUCCGAAUGUUCUGCUGUGGCUGCUGUGAAACCUCUGAGCACCGCGGCAGCUCCGGAGGAGAAACCCUGUUCACUCACACAGGAGUUCCCAGCCUCAGACUCAGAGGCUCCGCUGCUCUCUGCCAGGACCUGUAGUCCCACCAGCCUGCAGGACUCUGCUCUGAGCUCAGAGGAUCUUCAGACUGUCCCGGUCUUCACUCAGAGCCAGAAACACAAAGCAGCCAUCAGCAUCACCUCUGGCAAAGAGCUCUGUGCCGUCCCCCAAAGCCCGGUCCUGAAAAGUCCCAGUCAGCCCAGGACAAGGAGGUCCAGUACAGCAGCGUCUCGUGCCUCCUCCAGCGCCGACGCCUCCUCUGCUGUCGACGACUUCGAGGAGCUCAUCAACCAGUUCACGGACGAUCACCUGGAGGAAGAUGUGGAUCCAGCCAUCGGAGAGGAUGAUCUGCUGCAGGAGCUGUCAGAAAUGAUCGAGAACUGAGGGAUGGUUCUGUCUGCUGCCACCUCCAGGAUGUGCCACACACACAUCGUUCACCUCAUUUUAAGCUUUAGCCUCGUGUUUUAGACUUCUUCUCUCGUCCACAUCUCUCUUUGAUUUCCUGUUGUCAUCCUGCAGUCUGAGGAGAUCCAGUGAGGUGAGGAUUUUUGUUUCUGUGUGUCUUUGGGACAGACCUGAGCAGGACCGGAGAGGGUAAACAAAGAUGUAAAUGUUUCAGAGAGAAGUCAGAUCUGUAUACUGUGUAUGCAACAGGAAGCUGAAUGUAGGAAGAAGGACUCCUUCCAGCAGCUGGAUCUGUUUAAUGUGUGAGUGGAGGAUGUUUCACUUCCUGUCAGAAGUUCAAACGUGUUUAAUUUGUCACUGAGCAGCACUUGAGAUGACCUUUUCUCUGUCUAUUUCCUUUAUUUAGUAAUGUUUCUGUUUAGAAAGCUUGGAAACARCUAGCCUGGGACAAAACUCUUAUCUGUGAACGUUACAGGAGAACAUCUCAGGGAUCGUUUCUAUGUUCUUUAUGAGAAAACACUUUGAUUUCAUCCCUUUGUUUUAUGCUUUCACUUAGUUCACUGAUCUUAUUGUGUUUCAUGUUGUCUCAGAUGUCUCUUAAAAACCUUUGUAAAUAAAAAUGCUUUUAAGUAUAUAACAUUGGAUCAAUGAUUAAAGUAUUAACAGAGUUUUAAAA